UCGCACCCAACCUGUCACUGCCACACACGUUUGACAUUCCGUUGCACACCCUCUGGCUGGAGGACGGCAGACAUUUUCCUGCACACACCCGUCACUGUCAGCUCAUUUUCACUCUCAAUCAAUCGCCCUUUCAAGUUUCCUGUGGAGAAAAAAGCUUUUUACCCGUCGUUAUCGCCCGCCAAAGGCGCCAAAAGUGUCGCAACUUCCGGCCGAACGCACAACCGUCACUUUCGCGCCGUUUUCGUGCCGCGUCCGCUCUGCAAAGUAAAAAACAACGGUCCCAAAGUUGGCGGCCAAGGCCAAAUUGCCAACAUCCGCAGGGCACUCUUUUUUUUCUCGCAGUGUUGGAGCGCAGAACAAAGAUGGCGGCCCACCUCCUCCAGUCGAGCCCGUGCGAGAGAACAGCUGAGCAGCAGUGAGAUAAACAUUCGAGCUGCUGUCUCGCUCGCUCCCACACCCACACGCGAGUAGGCAGAGUAGGCGUUUGUUUGUGGUGGUGAGACCUGUCACCUGGUGCGCGCGAUUAGGGCCAGCUGAUUCUGGCGAGAACAUAAAAGACGCAAAACGCAACAGGCGCUCCAAAGGUGGUGCAUCGUACGUGACCUGGGAGCGAAUUCCGGUGGACCGUUUUCUUCGAAUUGGCUUACGUGGCGAGUUUCGCACAAAUUUCUUCACAAACUAUUCAAAUUCAGCAAACAAUGGCGCUAAUGGACGAACUGUGGCGCGAGUGCGCGGCCUGGCUGACCCGGUGCGGCAUCAUUCCGGCGGAUCACAUCGCAAACCAGCCGGAGUCGGAGAUCAAAACGCUGGCUGCCAUCCUGCGCGACGGAGUGCUGCUCUGCAAUCUGCUCAACUUUCUGGAUCCGCAGUCGUUCGAUAUGCGGGACUUUAACCGCAAACCCCAGAUGGCACACUUUUUGUGCGUACAGAAUAUAAAAUUAUUUUUGGAGAUAUGUAAGUCAAGCUUCGGCCUAAAGGAUUCGGACUUGUUCGAGCCGACGAUGCUGUACGACCUGUCCAACUUUCACCGCGUUCUGGUAACGCUCUCGAAGCUGUCCCAGUGUCGGAAGGCUCAAACUCUCACCAACAUUCCUGGUUUCAACUUUGAAGUGUCACAAACCGACAAGAGUAGCUCAGAUGAGGAUAUUUACAAGGAUUUGCACGUCGCAACGGUGAAUCACAUGACGUGUGCUGGCCACGACGAGCACGAUUCCAAGGUGGAGGAGGUGUAUCAGGAUUUGUGUUCUAUACAAAUUACCCGGAAUCAGCACUCGUCGAUCAUCAGCUACGAGCAGCGUGACUUUGUUAUAAAAGAGCUGGUGGAUACCGAGACAAACUAUUUAGAGGCUUUAAUGGCGCUAAAGUAUAAGUUUAUGCAACCGCUGGAGAGGGUGUUGCAGAAAGAUGUGAUACGUGUUAUAUUCCCGUGCAUACGAGAGUUGUGUGACAUUCACGAGACGUUCCUGAGCAAGCUGCGCGAGGCAACGGCGACGGACGCCAAGAUAAAGCUGAGCAGUGUGUUUCUGGAGUUCCGGGAACCGUUCCUAAUCUAUGGUGAUUAUUGUUCCAGCAUGACCAACGCAACGGAUGCGCUGCGGGAUGUGUGCAAAAAGACCAGCAACAUUGAACAGGUCGUUAACCAAUGCCAAAAAGAGCACAGCGGCGGGCGACUGCAGCUGCGUGACAUUCUCUCUGUGCCAAUGCAACGAAUUCUGAAGUAUCAUUUGCUGCUGGACAAGCUAGUCCAGGAAACGAAUCCGUCACAUGAAGAUUUCCGUGGCCUUGAGCGGGCCAAAGAGGCCAUGGUGGAUGUUGCACAAUAUUCCAACGAAGUCAAACGAGAUUCCGAGCAUCUAGUCGUUAUACAGAAGGUUAAGGAAAGUAUUUUAGAUCUGAAUUUACCCAGUGGAAACAAUCUGGAGCAGUACGGGCGGCUACUGCUGGACGGAGAGCUGAACAUCAAAGCGCACGAAGAUCAGAAGACCAAGCAUCGGUACGCGUUCGUGUUUGAGAAGGUUAUGAUCUUGGUGAAGAACUCGAAUACCAAAAUUGGGGAAGGGCAGUACGUGUUCCGGGAGGCGCACAACCUGCAGGACUACCGGGUCGAGAUAUGUCAUUCCAGGCGGACGUUGGGCCGGGACGGAAGGCUGAAAUACUCGCUACUGCUGGCACGGAAGACGCAAUCGACGGCAUUUACACUGUACAUGAAAACGGAGGAGGAGCGUGACAAGUGGAAGCGGGCAUUUGACAUUGCGAUGGAGAUGUUGGAUCCGAUCGGGUGCCGCAACACGGACCACAUGUUCUACGUGUGUACCUUUGAGACUCCGGUGGUUUGCCGGCACUGUUCCAAGUUUCUGAAGGGCAAGAUCCACCAGGGAUAUCGGUGCAAGUGCUGCGAGAUAAUUGUCCACAAGGGGUGCAUUUCGUCGACCGGGAGGUGCAAACAGAAUCAGUCGCCUCCGCCGGUCUGCGAUCGGUUGCUGUCGGAGUUCAAUUGGUUUGUGGGCUCGAUGGAUCGGGACGCUGCAACGCACAAGCUGGAGAAGAAGAAAAGUGGCACGUAUCUGCUACGGGUCCGUCCACAAGGUGCAUCGAACUCGUACGAGACGAUUUAUGCGUUAAGUUUGAAAACAGAUAGUAAGGUUAUAAAGCACAUGAAGAUAUACAAAAAGCAGGACAAUUUAAUGGUUCUGUACUAUUUAUCAACGCGGAGACACUUUAAGACGAUCGUCGAGCUGGUGUCGUUCUACGAGCGGAACGAUUUGGGCGAGAACUUUGCCGGACUUAACCAGACGCUGCAGUGGCCGUACAAGGAGGUCAUCGCCACGGCGCUGUACGACUUUUCCCCUACCGAGUCGAACCAGUUACCGCUGAAGCAGGGCUGUCACGUCGUAAUCAUCGGCAAGGAGGGCGACAGCAAGGGCUGGUGGCGCGGCAAAACGCUCGAAAAGGUGGGAUUCUUCCCGAAGGAGUACGUCCGCGAGCACCAGCCGACCCCGGACGAGCAAUAACGUCACGACGACCGUCACUUUGCCAAAUUUACUACUACAAACUGUGAUGAAUCUCUAUUUCCCGUGCAUUGUCGUUGUUAUUGGUUAGCCUCGCGGAAGAACAAGCAAACUAUUAAACGUAAAUAUCCUAGAAUAACGCUCAAAC
Molecule: messenger RNA, 3156 nt
Organism: Culex quinquefasciatus (southern house mosquito)
Lineage: Eukaryota; Metazoa; Arthropoda; Insecta; Diptera; Culicidae
Gene: Vav
Product: protein vav
Exons: 1
Coding region: 699-3011 (770 amino acids)
Biological process (GO): cell migration; regulation of GTPase activity
Cellular component (GO): cytoplasm
Molecular function (GO): guanyl-nucleotide exchange factor activity; protein binding
Source: RefSeq, a predicted model, not a curated record